UGCAUCCGCAUCCGGCGGCUACACAGCAACUUCCUCUAGAGGGAGCUGAUUGGAGCCGGGAGCUGCCGGCACCUCUAGGAUCACCACAGCCUCGCGGGUCCCUAGGGCCCCGUGGGGACAAGCGGCGGCUGCAUCCAGACGCCAGGACUGCGCUGACGCCUGUUCCUGGAAGCCGCGCCUGGGCACCCGACCCCCCCGGGAGUAGCUGCUGGCCUCUCAGGAUCUCUGGCCUCGGCCCUGUGAGCCAUCCGGGCCUGGGCUAGGGUCCCGGCAGGCUAACCCUGUCCUCCACUGGGACCUGAGAAAUGGCAUCUGGGCAAGGCCCAGGUCCUCCCAGGCAGGGGUGUGGAGAGCCGGCCCCGUCUUCUACUUCCGAGGAGCAGGUAGCCCGGGACACCGAGGAGGUUUUUCGCAGCUAUGUUUUUUACCGCCAUCGGCAGGAGCAGGAGGCUGAGGGGGCAGCUGCACCUGCUGACCCAGAAAUGGUCUCCUUGUCCCUAGAACCUAGCAGCACCAUGGGGCAGGUGGGUCGCCAGCUCGCCAUCAUCGGGGACGACAUCAACCAGCGCUACGACUCCGAGUUCCAGACCAUGCUGCAGCACCUACAGCCGACAGUAGAGAACGCCUAUGAGUAUUUCACCAAGAUUGCCUCGAGCCUGUUUGAGAGCGGCAUCAACUGGGGCCGAGUGGUGGCUCUCCUGGGCUUCGGCUACCGCCUGGCCCUACACGUCUACCAGCAUGGCCUGACCGGCUUCCUGGGCGAGGUGACCCGCUUCGUGGCCGACUUCAUGCUGAACCAUUGCAUUGCCCGGUGGAUUGCGCAGAGGGGCGGCUGGGUGGCAGCCCUGAACUUGGGAAAUGGCCCCAUCCUGAACGUGCUGAUAGUUCUGUCUGUGGUUCUGUUGGGCCAGUUUGUGGUACGAAGAUUCUUCAAAUCAUGACUCCCAGAGGGGCCCUUUGGGGUCCUAGCAGACACCCCUGACUGGACUUCAGCCAAGCCUUUUCCCCUCACCCCCUCCCCUGCAGGGGCCCUCCCUCAAGAACACAGAAGCUUUAGCAAGUGGGCACUCCAGCUUUCGGAGGACCCCUGCCCAGGGGUCAGUCAGGCUGCCGGGGUGCCCCAACAUUGCAUGGUGCUAAUGGGCCCCCUCUCUGGGCCCCAUCCUGUCAGAGAGGGGCUGUAGCCUUCUUCCUCAGCUCUCUGGGACUCCCUCAGCCCUGUCUAUUGGACGCUGGGGAGAUUGACAACUUGGGGAAGCAAGAGGCUGAAAGUCACUUCCCCCCAAAUUUUUAAUGGUUAUAUCUUUUUAGAAUGCCCUUGGAAGGACUCUUCCCCACACCCCAUUCCCACCACUCUGCCCAAGUCAGGAUGUCUGGGAUGUGGGGGUUAGUAGGCCACUCUGUGUUCCCCAGGAUUUAGCUGUUCUAGAAGGUCAGAGCUUGAUUGCUGGGCCUGGAGCCCAGUCCUGGCCCUUCCUAAGCUCUCCCCUGGCUCCCACUCCCCCCACCCCAUAAUGCCUUUGCAGUAGACUCUCAGGGAUUCUGGGCCUGGGUGUGGGAUAGGAAUGGAGACCAGAGCUGUCAGAACUUCAUCAGUACCUCCCUGCCUCCCGAGAUCCUCAGUGCUCUCCCUUCUCCUCACCUAUUACCACUUAAACCCAACCUAUUCACUACAAGUGAAGCUAACCCUGCCCCCAUCACCCCAGAUAAGAAAGGAGGGGUCUUGGGUAAGUGCAUUGCUAAGGUCCCCUCCUUGCCCAGACUAUAGACUUUAGGACUGGUUUGUUAUUGUCAGGGAAAGGGGGUAAGGAGCUCAUCUUGAGGUUUCUGAGUGAGAAAAGGGCUGUUAAUGUCACUAGGAACCCCAGAGUUGGGCUCCUCCCUCAUGGCCUGGGCACAGUGUAAUCUGGGGGUGUGGAUGGGGAAACUGUGAAUACUUGAACUCUAUCCCCCAUCCCCACCCCCCACUCUCCACACUCCUCACCUGCCUAACCCCCUCCUGUGGGUGGGGGUGGGAAUGUCUUGUCUAUCUUGCACAGCCUAGAGGUUUGGGGUAAGGAGAGAGAAGUUCUUGAUUAAGCCAAAUGCAGGGAGGGGAUGCAAAUGGAGCCCACUGGCCAGCCCUUACCCUGAGUGUGUCUGAAAAUAAACUGCAAUCCCCUGA
Molecule: messenger RNA, 2164 nt
Organism: Callorhinus ursinus (northern fur seal)
Lineage: Eukaryota; Metazoa; Chordata; Mammalia; Carnivora; Otariidae
Gene: BAK1
Product: BCL2 antagonist/killer 1
Biological process (GO): regulation of apoptotic process; intrinsic apoptotic signaling pathway in response to DNA damage; extrinsic apoptotic signaling pathway in absence of ligand
Cellular component (GO): mitochondrial outer membrane
Molecular function (GO): BH domain binding; porin activity
Source: RefSeq, a predicted model, not a curated record